AUGGCAGAUCCGCCUGCACGGUCCCCGACGACGAAUUUUUACAGCAUUCUUGGAAUCUCUAAAUCAGCAUCCCUUGCAGAUAUUGGAAAAGCAUACAGAUCUUUAGUUAUGAAAUGGCAUCCAGACAGAAACACAUCUAAUAGAGCUGAAGCUGAAGCCCGAUUCACCACCAUCAAUGAGGCCUAUAGGGUUCUAAGUACGAGAAAGAGGGAGGAAGCGGAUGCAUCAAAUCACGGUGACCACAAAUCAACAGAAAACUCGUAUCAUCAUCGGCGAAAAGAUACAGGUGCCAAUGAUGAACUCAUAAUUUCCAGUCCCACGCUUCUUUCUUGUACAAGCAAUCGCAUCACCCCUACUGGGACACCUAGAACAUUUUCAGAUGGUUCAAGCCACGGGGGAAGCAUUGGUAUCCCGACACCUAAAGAAUUACAGAGUUACUUGAGAAGUUCGAGCGGGCGGGAGACCCCACCAAGCCCAACCUCCCCAGACGAACCACCUGUUUCUUUAUCACGGGCAACAAGCAAAAGAACGCCCACCCCGAUAAUUUUCUCGCGGACUACUGCUCGGAGGAAAGCACAGCCCAUUGAGAAAAAGCUAGAAUGCACUCUUGAGGAGCUGUGCCACGGAUCAGUAAAGAAAGUCAAAAUUACAAGGGAUGUGAUCUCAAAUGAAGGGAUGAUUGUUCAAGAAGAGGAGACUCUGAAGAUCAAAAUCAACCCCGGAUGGAAGAAAGGAACAAAGAUCACAUUCGAAGGGAAGGGGGAUGAGAAACCAGGGUUGCAUCCAGCAGACAUAAUUUUCAUCAUUGAUGAAAAAAGACAUCCUGUUUUUAAGAGAGAAGGUGACGACUUGGAGCUUGGGGUUGAGAUUCCUUUGGUACAGGCUUUAACAGGAUGUAAAAUUUCUGUUCCUUUAUUAGGAGGGGACAAAAUGAAGAUAUCAGUCGAUGAUAUCAUUUUCCCAGGCUAUGAAAAACGCAUUCCUGAGCAAGGCAUGCCAGUAUCUAAAGAAGAGGGAAAGAGAGGGGACCUUCUGCUCAAGUUUCUAGUUGAAUUUCCAUCAGAACUGAGCGAAGAACAACGAUCCGAUCUGGUUAAUAUUUUAGAUGAUUGUUAUGAUGUUGAGGAAGUACAAUCUUAG
Messenger RNA from Oldenlandia corymbosa var. corymbosa, 1140 nucleotides. The record is from the annotation of a GenBank genome assembly. NCBI's taxonomy places the organism in Eukaryota, Viridiplantae, Streptophyta, Magnoliopsida, Gentianales, Rubiaceae.